Molecule: messenger RNA, 9487 nt
Organism: Linum trigynum
Lineage: Eukaryota; Viridiplantae; Streptophyta; Magnoliopsida; Malpighiales; Linaceae
Source: the annotation of a GenBank genome assembly
UCUCUCUCCCACCAUUUCUCCACGUCUCCUUUACCGAACUCGGCCACAGCAGUAUUCCUGCAGCUACUUCCUGCCGCCGCGAUCCUCUCACCAUCAGGAUUGCUAUGGGCCGGUAAUGGAGAUCCUGGUGCAGCCGCCUCAGCAGCACGGCCUUGUGCUGCUGGUACGUGCUUGGGGACAGUGACGUAGAGGAUCUCGCCGUCGAACUUGCCGGUGAUCCUAUCGGUGUCGGAGAUCCCAUCGGGCAGUUGAUAGGUUUGGUGGAAGUAGACGUACUUGUUGUGGUUCAAUAGCCGCUCUCCAGCCACCGUUAUCUGCUUCCCUCCGCUGUCCACUUGAAGGCUCACCUCCUCCUUUCUAAACCCUACGGCCAGGACAAAAUAUAAAAUGUCACAACCAGGUUUGAACGGCUAACCUCUUUGGAAUCAAAUGCUCUAGCGGUGAGCUAUAAAGACAUUAUUACUGAUGAUUAUUUUACGGUAACUAGGUUUAAUCAAUGCCCCUUUUGUUGUGUUAUAAAAAAUAGGUACGAGAAACUAAAUUUGUCAAUUAGAACUAGUGAUGCCAACCGGGCGGGGCGGGACGGGGCGGGUAACUCAAUACCCAUGCCCCGUCCCACGCUACUAGGGGACGGGCGGGUAAAAUUCGUGCAGGUACGGAGCGGGGUGGGUCGACCAACUCUCACAUGUUAUUUCUAAAAAACACACGCAGAUUUUACUUUUUAUGAUAAAACGAAGGGAAAAACACUUUAUGAAUGAAAAAUAGUUACAAUAGAAUGAGGAAUUGAGUCAAACCAGUUGAAAUAUUGACUCUAACUAGUUGGAGAAAAGUCAAAAUAGGAGAAACAUGUGUAGAUAUUGUAAGAAAUUGAGUUAGAAUGGACCAAUAACGGGCGGAGCAGGACAGGGCGGUCUAAAGUAGAUACACAUACCCCUCCCCAUGCUAGUAUGGGUCGGGUAAUACCUGCCCCAUCGCGGGUCAGGUCGGAUAAUGCCCGCGAGGCGGAUUCAAAUUGCCACAACUUUCAUAAUUUGGUGAGUCCAUUACUUGAACGUUAUUUUUUUUUAAAACCGAUACACAAAUCCUUAUUUUUAGUCAUCGUAGCAUAUGGACAUUUUAUUUGUGACAUGUCUUUAACCAGGGUUAAAUGUAUCAUGUCAUAUGCCAUACGUAAAUGAUGACAUAUUAAACAUUUGCGAUUCAUGAAUUUUUUUUUUCUCCUUAACUUGUUCUCGCACAUGGGCAUAAUUGGUUCUUCCUUUUAUUUAUUUUUCGAACUUUUUUACGAGUUACAAAUUCUUAAUAUAUAGUGUAUGACGCAUUGAUAUGAGAUGUGACUCUUGUAAUUAAUGCCAACUAUAUAUAGUUGGAAUUACCAUGAAAUAAGAAGUCUUACGAAUUCACACAUGAUAUAUCUGAAAACAAUAUUCAUAUAUCGAAAUAACCUAAUCAGUAAAAGUUCAAGGAAAACAAAAACAUCAUUGUUUACGUACCAGGAAGAUCUAUAAGGAGAUAGUGUGAGUGAUUGUCGUCGUCCCAAGCCGAGGAAGGGACGAACUCCUCUACCAAAUGAUCACGCGAACGAGCUCGCUGCGGCAUCACCCCUCUUAUUCCCCCCGCUGCAAGGUCAUCAACGGUUGCCAUUGUAUGUGUCAUAUCCGGCCCAAGAGAUUAACAUACAUCAUUAAAUAGAGAUGUUGCAGAUAUCUCUUUCUUUGUGAUUGUGCUAAUUGGAGGCGUGUCGGGGAACAAAUUAAAUGAGAGAAAAAAGGCACGCGAUACCUUGAUUUUGCUUGAGUCCAAAGGCACCUCGAUCUGUUAGGAUAGAGAAUAUUUUUUCAAUGACAAAAUUUACUUCAUUUCCUUCCAAACGAUCAGGUGAAAAAUAACUAAAAAUAACAUUGUAAUCCGAUCGUGUGAGAGAUAGCUAAGUUGUACACAUUGUGAACAACCCAAUCCAUAAUCCUGCUGUAUUUUCCCAAAAUGCUGGUCAUGCUUGAGAAGUGGGCAUAGCAGCACCACUUCAUAUAAUUAGGAGUUGGGUCACUUCUCAUUCUCUGAGGCCUCAACCAAAGGCUUGCAAUCGGAUAAGAUGAUUGUCAGGAAAGUAUCAAUGGUUGUCAGUUUGACUCGUCUCAUAAAAUUGUUAAAAACCAUUUGAUUCCAAUAACCCGAGUUGUUGGUAGAUUAUUCAAUUAUGAAUCUUGUAUCAUUCACUUUUCAUUUUAGUUCAUGAAUAAAGGUUGGAGCGCCUUCUAAUCAGUGGCGGACCCAGGAUUGUCGGAGAGGUGUGUCGCCGAUAAAAUCCAAUAAUAAUUAAAUUAAAUGAAAUUAAACAAAAAAAUUAAGUAGAAAUUAAAAGAAAUUAAUUCAUAAAGUUCACAAUGUCAUAUUUAUAACGAACCGCGACGACUUUUCAUCUAUUGAAAUGUCUCUAAAAUACAUUCAUCACUUAUGCUACAAAGCAAAUCUUUUUCAAUAUACACACCUAAACAAUCAUUCAUAAAUUGGUCACUCAACCGAUUUCGAAGAUCGUUCUUGAUUAUCUUCAUGGCUGAAAAUGCUCUUUCGCAGCUUGUAGCUGCAACAGGUAAAGUCAACACCAACUUCAAAAGCAAGUAAACUAAAGGAUAAAUAGUGUCCGCCUGGGCUAUUGGCCAUUUGGCCUGUGGUUUUUUUUUUCUCUUUUAAUUAUAGGCCCAGACCCAACACACAUCACACAUAUAUAUUGUAUGGGCUGAGAGUCUUUUUUUUAAUAGGAAGUGAUAGGAUUAUGAUUUAUGAGUUAUUUUAAACAAAAUUAAAAUGGAUUAUGAUGAAGAUUGAUUCAUUUGGAUAAUAAAUUCUUCGACUAUAAUGAAGGUGUGUCGGCUAUAAUUAUUGAAGGUAUGCAGGCUAUUCCGAAGUAAAAAAUUUUGUACAAAAAAUAUAUAGAUUCUUCGCAAAAUUCUCGAGCGAGAGUGUGUCGGACGAUACACCCUUACUAGCCUUAGGUCCGCCACUGCUUCUAAGCGCUCCGUUUCUCACAGAAAAAAAAAUGUAUUAUUGUUGAUCAAUAGAAAACAGGUUAUCUUUGCAUAUUUGUUAUUCAACUUAGUAGUUUCGUAGAUAAUUGGGAUUGUUCUUCCCAUUAGGGAGAGUCUCUACUCGAGAGUGUCGAGCACUUACCCAAAGUCCCUACCAUUAUAAUGUUUGGCUUACGUAAAGGUAAGGUAAAUGCCUCUGCUACUCUCCCUUCCCUUUGGGCUUUGUCUGCGUGGAUCCUAGAAACUUCUGUUGUCAGUAGGUUAAAUUAGUACGUUAUCGGUAUUCAUGUACCAAAUACCAAAAUCUCGAAUACAAAUAAUAUCUUCGCUACUCUUCAUUUGGGCUUCGCCGCUGUUGAUCCUUAAAACUGUUGUUGUCGAUAGGGUUGAAAUUAGUACAGUAUCGAUAUCCCAAUACCAAAUAAUAAAAUCUCGAAUAAAAAUAAUUCCCUAAAAUAAUGCCCUAAAAUAAAUCUCGAAUACAAAUAAUGCCCUAAAAUAAAUCUCAACCCCGAUCCCAAAAUAAAUUUGGUAUUUAAUCCCAAAGUCAAAAUAUUUUGGUACGGUAUCGGUAUUGUAUUCCUAAAUACCAAAUAAUUACUUCCGCACUUAAUUAAUAAUUAAAUAUUUACAUAGUAAAUAAUGAUUCGAACACCUCUAAACUUGUACAGUUUUAUAAGACAUAGGCUUGUAGGUUUAAUUUCAUGAUUGAAAACCUUGGCGAUGGGAAGUUUAGGUGGAAAAAGUCUAAUAAAAACUAAUCAAUGCAUUCUAUCAAAUCUCAAUCGAAUGGAUUUAUUAUAGGUGCUCAUUAGGUGCUACAAGACUAAGUAAAUAUUUUUUAGUUUUCUUAACUUAAGGCAAUGAGAAAAAGAAGGAAAAUGAUGAUAUCUCAAUUUCUUGCUCAUGUAUUGAGUUUGCUUAACAUAAGGCAAAGAAAAAUGAAGGGAAAAUGGUGAUAUGUAAAUUUAUUACUCAUGACAAUCUUUGAUUUUAUAGAGUGGAGGGUGAGGAAAGACUAAUAAAGAGUGCCGCUUUUUUGUGUCUUAAAAAUAACAAAAAAUGAGUGAGAGACAAGGGUUACCUGAAAAACUUGGAAGCUAAGCCUGUUGGAUUGGAUGGGGGCUUGCCAGUUGUCAAAGUGUGAGCGAUAAAAGUUUUGGAUUAUAUUUAAUUAAUUUUCAAUUUUGAUAUAUACCAAUCGCAAUCACAUAAUCUAUAACGGUAUAUAAUAGUCAUUGGUCGAGGAAGAUCAUCACGAUGGCACAAAGAAUCCCCUCAUGGCCGCAAUCGAGAACAAGAGCGUCGACAAUCCUAACCUCGCCGUCAAGUAAUUAAUACAAUCUUUAUUAAUCCUUUUCUAAGACUUCUUUUUCCUUUUUGAGGGGAUUGGCUUCUAAUCACGAGCAAAGAGAGUCUUAAGUUUACUUAAACCUAAGGAAAAGGACAAAAAGAAGGAAAAAAUGGUGAUAUCUCAAUUUCUUCCUCAUGAUUUUUUUUAUUAACUAGGAACCUCAGCCUCAUGUGUCACUUUGUGACAGCGGGGCCUACUAAACCUGGGGGCCAUCUGCAAUCAAUUCGACGCCAAUAGAGUUUCGCCACCAGCAGCUUCAUACAUUCGGGAACACCUACGAGCCUCUCUUUGAUCGAACCUGGCAUCUGCAACUCCCAAUUUUUCAUUGUCGCGGAAGCUUACCAUUAGCUAUCUUACCUUUGGUCAACUUCUUGUUCAUGAUAAUCUUUGAUUUGAUGGAGUGGAGGGUGAGAAAAGACUAAUAAGAGUGCUCGUUUUUCGAUCCCGAAAACAACAAGAGAUGAGUGAGAGACAAGGGUUAUCCAAGACUUGGAAGCUAAGCUUGCUCGAAUGGACGGGGGCUUGCCCGCUUUCAAAGUGUGAGCAAAUACCAGAAGUUGUGGAUUUUAUGAAAUUAGUUGACAAUUUUGGUAUAUUCCAAUCUUAAUCUCAUAAUCUGAAAUGCUGAAUAACAUCCCAAAAUUCGAUAUUCGGUGAUACCAACUAAUGAGUAAUAAAUUCGACCGAUAAUAUCUCAAAUAACGAUACCAAACUUCCAACCUAAGUAAUCAUCAAUCCCUUCUACUAUCUACUCUAUUCGCCAGUUGAGCACAUAAAACCAUGUGACAACAUUUUUUUUCAUAUUUGUACAACUCUCUUAAAUCUUGUAUGUAGAUGUGUUUCGAUCCGACUAACGGUACUACGGUCAAUAACAAUAUUAGGAAAGUAAAAGACUUAAUAAAGAAUACAGUAAACAUGCAAAUUCAAGGAAGCAUGAAAAAUACACUAGAAUAUCAAAUUAAUUAUCUGCAUUCACUUGAAGCCUCACCCUUAAUUUCGCAUCCGAUCUUUCAUCUCUACUUGUCUUUAUUUUCCAUCUAUUUUCUUACGUACCCUCUUAUCUUCCUCCAAAAUUGAAUUUAAUCUUCUUCCCUUCCACGCCAGAGCACAUUUUCGAAGAGGUUAGGGCCCUGCAUGCAGCUUCAACAUUCUUUUUCUAUCUUGAUCUAACUACCAAUCUCCUUAAGAGCAACCAAAAACAAUUUCAAACAUAAUUUUUUACGUCAAUAAAAGUUACGUUAAUUUUAUUUCUUGAUGAGAAAUAAGGAAGGACAACCGCCGUCACUAUCUCCAACUGCCACUUCACCCGCCACAACGACGUCAUGUUGUUCGGGGCCAGCGACGAGGAGACACAGGACAAGAUCAUGCAGGUCACCCUGGCAUUCAACCAUUUUGGUCGCGCGGCUUGGUUCAGCGGAUGCCACGCCUGCGGUUUGGGUUCGCCCAUGUGGUCAACAAUGAUUACACCCACUGGGAAAUGUACGCCGUGGGUGGGAGUUCCAACCCGACCAUUCUGAGCCAGGGGAAUCGGUUCAUUGCCCCGCCCAAUCCGGCUUCCAAAGAGGUGACCAAGAGGGAGUACGCUGACGAGAGUGUUUGGAAGUCGUGGAACUGGAGAUCAGAGGAGGAUUUAUUGUUGAACGGGGCGAUUUUCGUCCAAUCUGUUGGACCCAUCACUAGGUUGGACCAAAACACUGUGAUCACGGCUAAGCAGGGCUCAUUUGUGAGUCGUUUGACCCGAAGUGCCGGUUCGCUCGACUGCUCUAUGAAUAGGCCCUUUUAACUGUUAAAAAUUGAAUUUUCAAGGUACGCGUUGAGCUCUCUCUCAUAAUCAGAAAUUUGGUCUGACAUAGGAAAGAAUCAUCAGAAACCGAAGCCCUGUUUCUGAAGGCAGAAGAAAAAACAGAGAUUUCUUUAGCUGACGUGACGCAUUAGGGAUUUUGUUUUAGUUUCUUUGGGAGAGCUUUGGGCAAGGGUGUUCAAACGGAUUGGUUACCGUGGUAACCAUAUUAAUCGGUAGCAUUCGGUUAAUUUGGUUUGGUUAAUUUGGAUAAUUGGUUUGUUUUGGUUAAAUAAUUUAGCUUAUUUGGUUUAGGUGGUUUGGUUUCAACACUGCUAACCAAUAAAACCAAUUAACCAAUUAAUGAUACACGUAAUAUAUAAAAUUAUUUAAACUUCCAUGCAACCAACCAAACCAAACUUUCGUGAUUACCUAUUUUAUUUCCAUGUUCACAACAAACCAAAACAUUAUGGGUCAAAAAUUAAAUGGGUCUGUCUAUUUUCUAAACCAAACAUUUUGGACAGCUACUAGACUUUAGGAUUACGUACAAUACCAUGACAACCACCUCAAACUAUGUAUAGUUUAAGUAUUUUGUAGGAGAGCUUUAACUUACUAAUGAGUGGUAUUGAUAUGUAUUUAAUAUUUAUGUUAUGGGUUUGUUGUAAGCUAACUAUAUUAGGUGCAGAGAUGAUGAAUUAACUUGAAUGAUGAUGGUAAUCUUGGAUGGUUAGUCUUAUUAUUAUUGCUUAUAUAUAAUGAUACUUUAGGAUAGUAAUAACAUAUGGUUAUAUUUUAUUCAUUAACAGGAAAAUUGUUUUCAUGUAAUGUUAUGUUAUUUGGUUAAUCCGAUUAUCCGAUUAACCAAACCAAUUAAACUUUGGUUUGGUUAAUUUGGUUUUCGUGUUAAUUUGGACGGUUUGGUUAAGAAAUUUUAUUCCAUGGUUAAUAAAAUUUAAGCUUAAUUGGUUUGGUUAUGACCACGGUAACCAUUUGAACACCCCUAGCUUUGGGUGGGGCUGUUCAUUUUUCCCCAAUUUUCACUGUUAUUCUUAGGUUCGGACCUUUUGGUCUUCAUGAGACCUCUAGCCUUAGCAACUUAGUGAACUGUGCGAAAACCUUUCAACUCCCAAGUAAGCUUUUGUUUUCAUAAUAUGUACACGUUCACGGAUAUUGUUAUUGCUUUUAGUUAUUUACAAACCAUUUGUAUUUGGACACCUGUCUUGUUUACCGUUGUGGAACAUUAAUUCUGGAAGUAGUAUGGGAACGGCUACGGUGCUAAUUGUACAAUAGUUAGCACCGUCCUAACCAAGGGAAAAACUACUACUAGUUUAAAUUAGUAGUGAUUUAGCUUAGAUGUUGUAUUGAUUUUAUAAUAAUCCGUAGUGAUUUCGUUAUUUUUAGUAGCGUUUUUUGCUAGUUAUCACGGUGCUAACCCCUAUAAGGGUUAGCACCUAAUCCCAUCCCAAGUAGUAUAAAUAGACAGAGCUGUCCAAUCUGGGGUAGCAGUCGGUCGGUUUCAGUUUAACCGAAAACUUCGGUUUUUGGUUAAACCGAACCUUCCUCCAUGUCUGCCGACCACCGACCGUGAGAGAAGUCGCGGUUAGCCGACCACUGACCGACGGGUUUUCGGUUUUGGUUCGGUUAUACCGCAACAACCAAAUUUAUUUAAAAAAAAAAGGAAAGGAAGAAAAAAACCCAAUACCCACCCCUGGCCCCACCCACGUUACUUCUCUGCUUCUUCACUCCUCUCCCAAUACCCACCCCACCCGCCUCUUCUUCUUCUCUCCUCUCCCUACCACUAAAUUCUUAUCUUCUUCCUCCUUCUCUCUCCUUCUCUCUCCUGCCUUCCUCCAAAAAGAACCACCAGAGGGCAGAGACCAACCUUUUUCUUCCUUCCUUCAUUGCAGAUUUAGACACCAUGGCGGCCGGUCGCGGAGGAGAAGUAGAGGCACACCAGCGGCCACGGAGGAGAGCGAAAGGAGACAUCCCCGACGCAGGGAGAGGCGAAAAUGUAGAGGGAAGGGAUGGCGAUGGGAGACGCACGGAUGCCUGGGGUCGUCGAGGAUGGGAGAUGGCGAUGUCGGAGAGGAAUCGGCGAGGAGAAACGAUGCUAUCUCUGACUCUGGCUCGCGGUGCCCGGUCGUCGAGGAGGGUGGGGAGGGGAGACAAAGUCAUCGAGGAGGGUGGCUGGGAUUUGGAUGACGGAGGGCUGGGAUUUGAGUACGAAGAAGAAAGAAUUAGGGUUGGGGUCAAUGUUGUUAGAACCGAACCGGAGCAUGACCCGGUAAUGCGAACGGCUCGCACUUUAGUGGUCCAACCGGCAUUAGACCGUUUAAAAACCGUUAGAGAACCGGUACCUAAUAAACAUUAUCAGUAUAAAUAGUGGACAUUUCUUAAUCAGAGCUCAUCUCUUUCCUUCGAAAUUGUGAAAUGGAAAUAAGGAUUCAAUUUGAGAUCCCGACUUUUUUGGUUUAUUUCAAUUUUCAAUUUUCUACAAUUUUUUUAAUUAAAUUCAGUGGCUGAAUGACAAAACCCGGACGAGCGGCUUGAUCGGCUCGAACGGCUAACCGCCUCGGCCGCUCGCCAACCGCUACAUAAAACCGGAGCGGCUUUUAGACUGUUCCGAGCCGAUUUUGUGAUCGGGUGGCGGUUUUACCGGUCGGGCCGAGCGGCUCGGCUCGACUUUAAUAACACUAGUUGGAGUUUUAUUAAAAGGAUGGUUGGUCGGUUAUGUUCGGUUAGUCGGGUAACCGCGGUUAAUCAUCCUCGGUUACUCGGCUAGCCGAAAACCAGCUUUAUUCUACCGAACACCGACCGAGGCAAAUAACCGUCGGUUUUCGGUUAGCUACUAACCGGCGGUUAUCGAUUGAACCGGCCAGUUAGCCGCUAACCGGAAACCGAACUGCCACCCCUAGUCCUAUCUAUCAAGAUGAGGAUUCACUUGAUCUUUCCUCCAUUUCCAUCUUCUUCCUUACUCUUGAAACCUAAAAUAUAAAUGGUAUCAGAGCCGCAAAACCUCUAAGCAACUAUGGCCAAUCCCAAUACCCUUCCUCGUGGAGGAAAUGCAAGUGCGAUUCUGCAAUUUGGAAGCUAUGGAGACAACAAAAAUUUCCAAUCUUGCACCAAAUUCAACAAUGUCAUCAACACCGACAAUGGCAACGCUUGAGGUCUGAAAGGUCCAGUAUUUGGUAACCCUUUCUAUAUCAACCCAAACAAAAAUCUUUACUAUAGUUUUGGAUGGUCCAAAUUAUAAUAUGUGGUCUAAAGUGGUAAGGAUUGUUCUUAAGACGAAGCAUAAGCUGGGUUUUAUAAAUGGUUUAAUUUCGA